Molecule: messenger RNA, 2241 nt
Organism: Stylonychia lemnae
Lineage: Eukaryota; Ciliophora; Spirotrichea; Sporadotrichida; Oxytrichidae
Source: the annotation of a GenBank genome assembly
AUGGACAACUACGAUUUUAUCAAUAAAAUUAACAAUACAUCUCGUGAUCAUAAUCAGUUUAAUACUUUUAAUUACAACUUUGGAUAAGACUAUGAAGUUUAGGAGGAAAUGCAUAGUAAUUUUGACUCUGGAAAAAAUAAAAAAAUUGAGACGCCUUCAAUUAAUCCUAAUAAUGACUCGAGUAUAGUGAAUUUCAAAUUAGAAUCUGAGGAGUAACAAUAAACCGAACAAAGCCCAAUUUAAGAUAAUAUGAACUCUUAAUCACUAAUCAAAGAGUAAUUGAAGAUUCACCAACGCAGUAAAGGCAGAAAUAAAAGUAAGCAGCAACAGCUAUUCGGUAUUACUGAGAGAACAGAAUAAUAUUCUAGUGAAAAGUAAUAAUCAUUGAAUGUUAUUUAUGGAAAAAUUUAAUCUUACUAACCUUUUAAUGAACGAAUUAAUGCCUCGAAUUUGCUAUAGUAAGAUUCAUGCGAUAUUGUUAGCUAUCAUUACGAGGAGAAAGAUGCUAGAAAUGCAUAUAAUGAUGCAGCUGAUGUUGAUAAUAACUCUCCUAGACAUAGAGAAAAUAGUAAUAAUAGAAAAAAUAUAAUGGUUGGAAUGAAUUUUGCUGAAAAGAUGAAGUUAUAAUAAAGCAAUGAUCAUUUUAAAAAAGAUGAAAGUUCAAUCUAGAAAAUCUCAUUUAAUGAAGUCUAAACUGAUCUCAGUUAGUAUUUUAAAGACCUCAAAGAAUCCUAGAGACAAGCAACUGAAUAAGAAGGUGAGAAUCAUGAUGAGAGCUUAGAGGAAUUAGUAACUAAUAGUGAUGAUGAAAAGAUUAGAUAAAAAGAAGAUUAAAAGUUUGACAACCUUAAAUAUAUAUUCUCUUAGCUAAAGGGUAAGACUGACCCUUUUCAAAUGAUAAAUGAUUAUAAUUCCGAAGAAAAGGAUGUGAACUUUGCCUUCAAGCAUAGUAGGGGAAACAGCAUAGGGUAGAUAAGUCCAGGGUUUUAUACUUUUAGUGGCCUGAGAUUAGGAUAAGAGGAAUAAUUAAAAAUACUGUAAAUAAGUCCCUCUGAACAGAAUUCAAAUAAUACACCAGCUUAUAAAUUUGAUGAGCUAAUUGAUGCAAGAAGUCCAAUAAAACCUCAAGAUAUGAGCUCUCAGAUAAUCUCUCCACAGACUGCUGAAUAAAUCCAAAACAUGUUCAAUGGAUAUAAAGCAUAAAAUCAAAUUCAACCAAUUUCAGAUUUUUACUCCUAAGAAUUCUAGUAUAAUAGCAACGAAUAUAUGAGAGCUAAAGUGCUUAUAGACGCUAUUUUUGAUUUGGAAUUAAAGCGAGAGAUGCUUUUGAAAAUACACAGUCAAAAUAAGCUUUAAAUAGACAUGAAUGUUUAUUAUGAAGUUGACUAUUUAACUGACUAAGCUAUUAUGGAUUUCAUUUAGUUAUUGGACAAAAGUAAUGAUCAUCGUCCUCAAUUAACACUAGCUGAUCUUGUUAAGGCCUCAAUCAGUAUCAAAUUAAACUCUGAUUUAGAUAAAAAUCUAGGAGGUUAUCCUAUUAAGUAGCUAAUUCAUAAAAAACUUUAGUUUCUUAUUCUUAUUGUUUCUGAAUUCAGAUAAUUAAAAGAGCAAAACAAUGAACAUUAUAAAAGCUAGCAUAAGUAUGCUUCUAGUUAAUUGAAGAAAAUAAAAAAGUUCUGUGAAAAAUAUAGAUAAAAAUCUCCAAUGCUUUUAAAGAAGUACAGCUCUAUUAAAUCUAUAGGAUAAUUAAAGGAAUCUCCUUCUAAACUAUUCACAAUGAGAAAUUAAAAGAAGAUAAAAGUUAAUCAGAGUGAUUAGGCUAUAGACAAUAAUUUUUCAUUGAUGAACCAAGUCAAUUAAUAUAAGAAUAGCUUCCCUAUUUCUUAAAGUGAAAGUUAAAACAAAUUUUCUAAUUCUACUUAGGAAUAGACCACCUAGAAUACUUAGUCUGAUGAAAAAUUAGUUAAGCUUGUUAGUGAUUUUAGUUAAUCAAAUUUAAGUGGAAGCAAUAUGUCUAUAAAGAAAUAAGAUCUAUCAAAUACUUAACCAAUUAAAAGAUCCAUAAGAAAUUAAACAUAUAUGCCAUACGGAGGUAGUGGAUUAAUAUCUGAGAAUACUAGCUAGAAACAAUUCAAGGGCUUAAUAAAGUAAUUUAGCAAAGGAAAGAUCAAUGCAAAUGGUAGUCUAAAGUAAAAGAUCCAAAGUGAAAAGCUGAUUAAGCAAAUCAUAAGAAAUAAUUGA